AGCCAAUACCAUGACAUGGAUUUUUUUAAACUUAAAAAAUUUUCUGUUAAACAGUUAAUUUAUAAAUUAAAUUAAUCAUUAAUAAUUUAAGUUAUACUUAAUUAGAUAUGAAAUUUAAAGUAAUGAAAAUAAUGAUGCCUUAAUAUUGUACAAUAAACAAUGAAAAAUAAUUGUUAAAAAAAAAAAUUAUUUACUUUGUUAUAAAAUUGAGUAAAAAAAAACAAAAAAAAAAAUUUUACAUUAAUGGUAUUAUUUUUUUAUAAUUUUUCUUUUUUAUAAUUUAUAAAUAGUAUUUUUUCUUUUCUACAAUAGAGUAUGAAAGUCUGUUAAAUGUAAUAAUUGUAAAAUGGAAAAUUUGAUUAGAAUAAUACUUGAAGAAGAAAAAAAAAUGAAAAUAAAUAAAAAGAAAUUAUUAAAUAAACUUUCAAGUAUCAAUUGAUAAAUUUAACACUCUGUAAACUUUGCUUGAGUGAAUCUUGUAGUAAAUAAUUUUUAUUUUAUUAUUUUUUAUUUGACAUCGAGGUCUUGAGGAAGCACAAAAGAUAAAAACCGAGGUUUCCAAUAAUUUUUUAAAAUAUUUUUUGUGUAAAUUGGUUCUAUGAUAUGAUUUACAAAUGAAAUAACAAAUAUUAAAAAAUAAAAUCAAUGAAAACCACUCGAGAAAUAAAUAUUAUCAGACAAUUCUUUGUGAAGGUGAUCAUUGUUCACAUUUCCAAGACAAAUUCAAUGAUUCAAUGAUUUUUUUUAUUUUAUUUUUAUUUCAAUACUGUUCACACCAUCGAUAAGUUGAUUGAUAGUGUCCAUUUGUUGGUCGUAAGAAACAGAUCUAUCUUGUAUUUGAUAAAUAUUAUUUAAUUUAUUAUUGAAUAAAAAAAAAGUUAGUUUUUUAAAAAUGGAAAGUACGGGAAUGUUUGAAAAUGGCUCUGGAAGUCAUCAAAUUUCACAGGAAAGCAAAAAAUUAUGGCAAUUUUUAGCAGCAUGUUCCGCAAGUAUAUUAGCUGUUGGAGCUGGAACAGCAUUGGCAUGGACAUCACCAGUUCUUCCAAUUCUUCAAGAUAAAAAUAAUGAUAUAUUAUUUAUAAAUGAAGAAGAAGCAUCAUGGAUAGGUGCAUUUUUACCAGUUGGUGCAAUUGUUGGUGCACUACCAGCAGGUACAAUUGCUGAUAAAUUAGGAAGAAAAAAAGCACUUCUUCUUCUUGCAUUACCAUUUAUAUUAUCUUGGAUGUUAAUUGUACUAGUAAAUGCCGUAUGGAUGUUAUACACAGCAAGAUUUUUAGUUGGUGCUGCUGUUGGUGCUGUUUGUGUUAUUGUACCAACAUAUAUUGCUGAAAUAUCAUCACCAUCAACACGUGGAUCACUUGGUGCUAUGUUUCAAUUAUUCUUAGCAUCUGGAAUUGUUUUAACUUUUAUUCUUGGUACAAUUGCAUCGUACAGAAUUAUUGGAAUUGUUUGUGGUAUUAUUGAAAUUAUUUUUGUUGCUACAUUUAUAUUCAUGCCUGAAUCACCAAGUUGGCUUGUGAGUGAAGGUAGAAAACCAGAAGCAACAAUGGCAUUAAAAAUAUUUAGAGGUAAUAAUUAUAAUUUAACAAAUGAAAUAUCUGAAAUGCAAGAAGAAGCUGAAAAAACAGCAUCAAAAAAAAGUUCAAUAUUUGAUUUAAUACGUACUGCUGGAAGAAGACGUGCUAUUUUAGCUAGUUUAGGUUGUAUGAUAUUUCAACAAUUAUCAGGAAUAAAUGCAGUUGUUUUUUAUACUGUACAAAUAUUUAAAGCUGCAAAGAUGGAUGAUUUUGCUGGUCCAGCAGCAAUUGCUGUUGCAUUUGUUCAAGUAAUAAUGGCUGGUGUUGCUGCAUUGAUAGUCGACAAAGCAGGAAGAAAGCCACUUUUAAUUGUAUCAUCAACUUUGAUGGCAAUAAGUUUAACUGCACUUGGUUAUUUUUUUAAAUUAAGUGAUGCUAAAGAAGAUACAAGUAGCAUAAGUUGGUUACCACUUGUAUCACUUGUACUAUUUAUGAUUGCAUUUUCUGUUGGAUUAGGUCCAAUACCAUGGAUGUUAACUGGUGAAUUAUUUACAUCAGAUAUAAAAGCUGUUGCUUCAAGUCUUGCUGUUAUGGUUAAUUGGUUUUUAGUAUUUCUUGUUACAAAAACAUUUGCAUCAAUGAAAGACAGUCUUGGUUCAGCAGUUACAUUUUGGAUAUUUGCUGGUAUAAUGGUUGUUGCUACAUUUUUUGAAUAUUUUAUUGUUCCAGAAACAAAAGGAAAAACACUUGAACAAAUUCAAAAUGAAUUAAAUCAUUACGAGGUUUUAAUAAUUACUGGCAAUAUGUCAAACGAAAAAGGAUCGAAAUUUCCUCAAUAUUUCGCUGCAAUUGCAGGAAAUUUAUGCGUUGCGGCGGGUGGUGCAAUGCUUGGAUGGACGAGCCCAAUAUUAUUGAGACUACAGGAGAAUCCAGUAACCGAUGAUAAUCCAAUUGGUGAAUCAAUAACUUCAGAUCAAAGUUCUUGGAUUGGAUCAUUGACUCCAGUUGGUGCCCUGAUUGGAAGUUUUCUUGCUGCAUUUCUUGCUGAAUGUUUGGGAAGAAAAAUAACAUUGCUAUUCAGUGUCAUACCAUUUACAAUUGGAUGGAUACUUAUUGCAACAGCAACAAGUGUAGAAGUUCUUUAUAUUGCAAGAUUUAUAUUUGGGAUUGCAUUGUCUAUUCCAUUUACAGCAAUUCCAAUGUAUUGCGGUGAAAUAUCAGAAACAUCAAUAAGAGGAGUACUUGGAUCAUUUCUUCAAAUAUUUAUAACAAUUGGUUUAUUAUGGUCAUAUUGUAUUGGUCCAUAUGUUUCAUAUACAUUUUUAUGGAUUGCAUGUGCAUCAUUACCAAUUGUAUUUUUUAUAUUAUUUUUUUUAAUGCCAGAAUCACCAUAUUAUCUUUCAUCAAAAGGAAGAGAUGAUGAUGUGCUACAUGCUUUAUCAAGACUUCGACAAAAAAGUAUUGAUGGUGUUAGAGAAGAGGCUGCUGAAAUAAAGGCAAGUGUAGAGGAAGCAUUUAGAAGUGAAGCAAAAUUUUCUGAUCUUAUUAAUGUCAAGAGUAAUUAUAAAGCUCUUAUUUAUACCUGUGCACUUGUGACAUUUCAACAAAUGACUGGGAUCAAUGUUGUAUUAUUUUAUUCACAAACAAUAUUUGAUGCGGCAGGUGCUAGUAGUUUAAAGCCAGAAAUAGCAACAAUAAUUGUUGGUAUUGUACAACUUGGUGCUUCAUGUGUUGUACCAUUUGUUGUUGAUCGUUUAGGAAGAAGAAUUCUUUUAGUUAUAUCUGGUGUUGGUGAGACAUUGAGUCUUAUUGCACUUGGAUUAUUUUUUUAUCUAAAAGUUAAUGGUGAUGUUAGUAAUAUCAGCUGGCUUCCAGUUGCAUCAUUGAUGAUUUUUAUUGCUACAUAUAGCAUUGGAUGGGGUCCAUUACCAUGGGCGGUAAUGGGAGAAAUGUUUGCAUCCGAUGUUAAAUCAAAAGCAUCUGGUUUAGUUGUAUUCGUUUGUUGGACACUUGCAUUUAUAAUAACAAAAUAUUUUAGUAAUGUUGCUGAUGCAUUUGGUAUGCAUAUUGCAUUUUGGCUAUUCUCUGUAUUUUGUAUUGCCAGUAUAUUUUUUACAAUAUUUUUAUUACCCGAAACAAAAGGCAAAAGUUUAGCUGAAAUACAAGCUGAACUUGGUGGUUAUACAAAUAAUCAAAUUUAUUAUUCAAAUACUAAUGAAAGUAGUGAAAAAAAAUAAUUAAUAAUUGAAAUAUUCAUCAAUAAUUUUAUUUAUUUUAUUAUAUCUUUAUUGCUGUUUUUUUUUUCUAAAUUAAUUUAAAUUUAGAUUGAAAUUUUAAAAUUUAUGUAAAUAUAUAUGUGUUAGUUUAAAAUUUGAAAAUUAGUAUUUUAUGAAAAUGGAAUAUUUGAAAAACAAAAAAAUAUACUAACUGUGGUAUUUUCAAUGUGUUAUUGUCAUAAAAGAUUAUUGAAAGAGCAAUGUAAUUGAUGAAAAAUUAUUAAUAUAAAUUGGAAUCGUUA
Molecule: messenger RNA, 4035 nt
Organism: Aphidius gifuensis
Lineage: Eukaryota; Metazoa; Arthropoda; Insecta; Hymenoptera; Braconidae
Exons: 13
Coding region: 893-3754 (953 amino acids)
Biological process (GO): transmembrane transport; carbohydrate transport
Cellular component (GO): membrane
Molecular function (GO): sugar transmembrane transporter activity
Source: RefSeq, a predicted model, not a curated record